Trichomonas vaginalis G3 is the source of this 569-nucleotide messenger RNA. RefSeq lists its product as uncharacterized. Gene Ontology annotation, molecular function: nucleic acid binding. NCBI's taxonomy places the organism in Eukaryota, Parabasalia, Trichomonadida, Trichomonadidae. The transcript has a single exon. The annotation marks the transcript as partial. Gene Ontology annotation, biological process: DNA integration. The record is from RefSeq and is a predicted model, not a curated record.
AUGACGAAUCCAAACAAGGACCCCUAUGUUUCUAAGGCAACAAAGAAAGCACUCAUGAUAAAAAUCUUUAGUUCAACACCAAAUGCUUGGUUUAUGGAUAUCUUGGAAAACAUUCCGAGAGUUAGAACAGAUGGACCACCAUACUGGCUAAUAUUUGUCGGUCAAAACACAAGAUACUGUGAAGCCAUACCAUUACAGUCCAAAAAUAUUUUAGAUAUCUUAGCAGCUUUGACAAUAUUCGUUGACAAAUACCAUCCAACAAAACUGACAUCUGACUGUGAAAGUUCUUUCAAAUCAGACGAUAUUAAAAACUAUCUGCGUUCAAAAAAUGUAAACCAAUAUUUCAUUGUCGACCAAAACCAUUCUGCUCUUGGUGUCAUUGACGGUUGUAUAAAAAUGUUAAGAGACUUAAACCAACCACAAGGUGGUGAAGCAAAUGAAAUGUCAUAUGACGACAAAUAUAGACACUUCUCCAUGGCAAAGAUGAGACAAGUUUUAAAUAUUUACAAUAGCCGUAAACAAAAAGGUUUGGGAAACCACUCCCCCGAAGAAAUGAAAAACAACCCUGA